Molecule: messenger RNA, 414 nt
Organism: Eremothecium gossypii ATCC 10895
Lineage: Eukaryota; Fungi; Ascomycota; Saccharomycetes; Saccharomycetales; Saccharomycetaceae
Gene: EMC5
Product: Emc5p
Exons: 1
Coding region: 1-414 (137 amino acids)
Biological process (GO): protein folding in endoplasmic reticulum
Cellular component (GO): EMC complex
Source: RefSeq, marked provisional
AUGUCAUAUAUCUCGAAGAUUUUACUCGCGAUUUCCGUGCUACAGCUGGUCCACUCGGGGUUCUCCAGUUUCGAGUUCCACCGCUUGAAGCGGCACCUGACCCUAGCCGACGGCAUCCCGCAGGGCUUCCGGCUUCCCUCGGACAUCAAGGCUGAGGUUGUCUGCGCGCUCGUGCUAUUUACGCUCGGGAUAUUCCUCUCGUUCGAAAAGCUUCAGCACCUGCCACUGACCGGCUCGCGCACCCCGCUCACGCAAGACCUCUACCUGCACGAAAUUCGUAUGAGCGAGGCAACCAAAACCGACAAUCUCAUCGGCAGUGAGACAUACGGCGACUUCACGUUCAUGCCUUCUUUUAUCGACGUCCACGCGCGCCGCAAAGAGAUCCGUACGUACAUGCAGCAUAAGAACCAAUAA